This is a messenger RNA of Bipolaris sorokiniana ND90Pr, 2325 nucleotides long. RefSeq lists its product as uncharacterized. NCBI's taxonomy places the organism in Eukaryota, Fungi, Ascomycota, Dothideomycetes, Pleosporales, Pleosporaceae. Gene Ontology annotation, molecular function: DNA binding. The transcript has 3 exons. The record is from RefSeq and is a predicted model, not a curated record. The coding region runs from base 1 to 2325 and encodes 774 amino acids. Gene Ontology annotation, biological process: DNA integration; DNA recombination.
AUGGACGCCCCCAAUCACGCCCUCGACCCGUCCUCCGGCAGCAUGUACUCCAAUGUCGGCAAGCGCAGCAUCGAGUCGAUGUUUGCAAACGCCACGGAAGACUUCAUUUCAUCAGAGAAAGCAACAAAGAGCUUGAAACUAACCAGAAGAAGCCGGUUUGGGGAAUACACGAUCGAAUUAUGGUACCGUCGUCUAAACGCAUUCCGCAAACACACUCUAGGCAUCGACGAUGCAGAUUCAACCACUCCCACUGGCGAAGAGAUUGAGCGGUUCAUUUCCAUCAUUAGCCGUCAUCUCAAACCAUGUGGCGGGGGCGUUAUAAGUUUCUCAACUAUUCGCAGCGGGAUUGACUGUCUACUCAAGGGAUGUGUUUUCUACCACGCGGACUUCAAGGUUACCGCGCACGAAGGCUCCAGGAUUCAAUCUCUUGUCCAUACGCUUGUUCGAAAUGGCACAUUAACAACCGAUCUCAAAGUUGAGAAACAAUGGAUCGGCAGUGGACUAGUUGCAAAGCUAGUUGACUCAACUUACAAGAAUGCACUUCGCAAUGGGACUAUCUCAUGGGAUUUGACACUAGCGAAAAUCCAAAGUAUCGUACUACAUGCUGCUUUAGGGUGCCGAGUAGGUGACGUAGCGACUUCGAGAUAUGAUGAUCACGAUCUUCCGUUCCUUGCCUAUGGGGACAUUACCAUGAAAUUGGAUGGCGGAUCUGGUGUUGAGAAUAUUUGCAUGUCAGUGCUAAUGCGAAACAUCAAGGGGAGAAAGGGCAUAUCGUUGCUGAAUUCCACGAAGCGGUUCUAUAGCAUCAACAGCCCGCUUGAAUCCAUCCCUCUGUGUCCAGUGAAAGCCAUUAUUAUUAUGGCACUGCGUUUCGGCAACGUCAAGAAUGCUAAUAGCAUUGAAGAACUGCUGUUGAACACUGCUCGCCGAGAUGACAAGACUGUACAAUGGAAAGAUCCACGCCGGCCAAUACUACCAAGUUUCACAUCUGGUCACAUUGUGCUACUAGAUAAGCCUGCAAGUUCACGUCAGUUUAAUGCAACCCUAGCUGAAGUUUCCGUACGUGCUGGCAUAGUCGCCAGAAUCACAGGACAUGACCUUCGUAGGGGGUCUGCACAGGACAUUGCUGCUGCUGCGGCAAAGGGUAUAGUGCCUCCGCUUUUUCAGGCAGAAUUUGCAGCAAAAGAGUUGCUCUCUCACGAUUACAGGACAAUGUUUAUGGGAGUCACAAAGAGAUACAUAGGUCCUGAUCAGCAUGAUCUCUGGGCACCACGGGUAGAGAAUAAACAUAUUGACAUCUUUACUACACCUAUAGUUGCACCAGAGGUCAAUAUCCCUAUCAUUCAGGCUCGACAGCUGCCGUCAGCAGCAGUUAAUAGCUUCUGCGAGACUUAUGCUUUAGAUCCUACUCAACGCUCACAGCGGUUAAGGGCAACAAGGAAAGCAAAGAAAGCAGCACUUGAUGAAUGGAUUCUCAAGGAACGCUCUGGGGAGGAGACCGGGAAAGGAAUAGCCGAUGGUGAUCCUCACCGAGAGAGCUCUUUUGCCACACCCCUAUCCGUACCAGAGGAUACCGUCAGGACCAAUUCCCAGUGUGUAGACAAUUCCGCCACAUCCCGAUCCAUACUAGAGGAUACCAUCACGACGGAUUGCUACUCCGUAGGUACUUGUGUCACAUCUCCGUUUCUACCAGCAGACAUCCUUACGCUCGAUUCUUAUUCCAUAGAUACUUCCGACACUUCUCUAUUUAUACCAGAGGAUACCGUCCCUGCGGUUUCCGACAAUGGGGAACCGCAUGAAGCUGAUGAUACUAGCGGUUGUGUUUCAAUCUUAUCAAGCAUAAUGGAAAACGAGGAAGCAUCUAACGAGGCUCGUGAACACGAUACGGAGGCUAUGGCGAUGGAUAUGCUGCUUGAAGUUGUCUCUGCAAGCCAGGCCGAUCAAGCACCAACCGAAAUACCACCCCCUUCUCAGGUUGGACAGCCAUCACUUGCGCAGUUUCCAACCUUGACAUCACUAGAUAGUCGCUCUAAGCUAGAUUCCCACAUACAAGAGAAACACAAGAACGAUUUUAACUCUACAUGGUGCCCAGUCCAAGGUUGUAAAUCAGCUCGACAGUUCAAGAGUCUGUUUGUGCUGGAAGAACAUUUCACUAAGGCGCACGGCAAGAUGAGUAGAGAGGAGGUACAGCGUCUCAUAGAAGGUACACAGGAACGGGUAGAUGACAGCACCGCAUUGGAUGAUGAACGAGGACCAACCGGCCGCGUCGAUAGCAGUGAUUUUCCAGGGGAGGCACCAAAGAUAUUUACUAAUAGUAGGGGAUAA